UGAAGUUCCGCCGGUUAGUCGAGGAUUUCACCGUCAUGAGGGAGCGCUACACGAUGGCCUUCCACGGGAAGAAAUUUACGGAUUUCUGCGAAAAACUGGAUGCUACCGGCAUCCUGCAGCCGGAUGCGCAUUUCCGUUAUGUCUGCGGCUUGCAGUUACCAAGGAAAUACUAUGAUGAAAACCGUUUCGAAGAAGGCUGGCAGGCGACACAGGAGCUGAUUGGCAUUGUGCGAAAAAUCCAUCCAAAGUAUUCGUCGUUUCGUGCUCGUUUACUGAUGUCAGAGGGAAUGUCGGCCGUUACGGCACUGCACCAGCGAGUGCUGAACGGGAUAAAUUAGCUGUCGAAACCGGCAA
Messenger RNA from Paramacrobiotus metropolitanus, 354 nucleotides. RefSeq lists its product as uncharacterized. The transcript has 2 exons. The record is from RefSeq and is a predicted model, not a curated record. NCBI's taxonomy places the organism in Eukaryota, Metazoa, Tardigrada, Eutardigrada, Parachela, Macrobiotidae. Bases 36 to 338 code for a protein of 100 amino acids.